AUGAGGCUUGCGUCAAAUGAGAAUAGCUUCGCGAAUUAUUGCGGAGUAUACAGACAAGACCUCACAGACUUUUCGGAUAAAGAGGUACUUACACCUGAAAUGCCUGAUUCAGAGCGUGAAUCUUCAUUCAGUGAACACAAUACAGAUUCUUCCAUCGCACAUGAGGAUGACACUGGGAUCUUGAUCGAUAAUGAGAUUCAUCCCCGAAUCGAGGAAAACCCUCUCCACGAAAUCGCCGGCACUGCAUUUGGUUUAGGUAUUCUUCUUGGUGGAUCAUUCGGGCUGCUUCCUUAUAUCACUUUCAAGAAUUUCAAUCUUUACCUAAUUGCUUUAGCUCUUUUUCAUUUUCUUGAAUUUUACACCACUGCCAGAUUUAACCCAGGAAAGGUCACAUCACAAUCAUUUCUAUUGAAUAAUGGUAGAGGGUAUAUCCUCUCGCAUAUACUUGCCACGUUAGAAACUUUAGUAGAAUGUAUUUUCUUCCCUAAAUGGAAAUCUACUACCUACUCCGCAUCACACAAAAUAAUUGUGCUAUCUGGCAUUGUGCUGGUGAUUUUUGGCCAGUUUAUUCGAACUGCUGCAAUGGUUACCGCCGGAAGGUCAUUUUCUCAUUAUGUCAAGACGAAAAGAAACUCUGAUCAUGAGCUCAUCACUACGGGAAUAUACGCGUGGAGUCGUCAUCCUAGUUAUUUGGGAUUUUUUUGGUGGGCCCUUGGGACCCAAAUGUGUCUUCUUAACAUCGUCUCAUUUUUCGUUUUCUUAAUCAUUCUGUGGAAUUUUUUCCACCAACGGAUCAAGUUUGAAGAAAAAUUUCUAAUUCAAUUUUUCGGUGAGGAAUACUUAAGAUAUCGACGUCGUGUGCCCGUUGGGAUUCCUUUCGCUUCUUGA
Molecule: messenger RNA, 888 nt
Organism: Lachancea fermentati
Lineage: Eukaryota; Fungi; Ascomycota; Saccharomycetes; Saccharomycetales; Saccharomycetaceae
Source: the annotation of a GenBank genome assembly